This is a messenger RNA of Camellia sinensis, 3021 nucleotides long. RefSeq names its product FtsJ-like methyltransferase family protein. Gene Ontology annotation, cellular component: nucleolus; preribosome, large subunit precursor; nucleus. Gene Ontology annotation, molecular function: rRNA (uridine-2'-O-ribose)-methyltransferase activity; rRNA (guanine) methyltransferase activity. The record is from RefSeq and is a predicted model, not a curated record. Gene Ontology annotation, biological process: maturation of LSU-rRNA from tricistronic rRNA transcript (SSU-rRNA, 5.8S rRNA, LSU-rRNA); rRNA methylation; maturation of 5.8S rRNA from tricistronic rRNA transcript (SSU-rRNA, 5.8S rRNA, LSU-rRNA). NCBI's taxonomy places the organism in Eukaryota, Viridiplantae, Streptophyta, Magnoliopsida, Ericales, Theaceae.
CUCCUUAAACCCUAAUCAAAUAGCUAACAGCCCCAAUCCCUCCCCUCUCUUUCUCUCUCCUCUGCAGAGCAGCACUUCCAAUCUCUCUCUCUCUCCCCGAAACCCUAGAGAGAAGGGAUGGGCAAAGUGAAGGGCAAGCACCGUUUGGACAAGUACUACCACCUAGCCAAAGAACACGGCUACAGAUCUCGCGCCGCAUGGAAGCUCAUCCAGCUCGAGUCCAAGUUCAGCUUCCUCCGCUCCUCCCGCGCCGUCCUCGACCUCUGCGCCGCCCCCGGCGGCUGGAUGCAAGUCUCCGUCGAGCGCGUCCCCGUCGGCAGCCUCGUCAUCGGUGUCGACCUCGUCCCCAUUCGCCCCGUUCGCGGCGCCAUCGGCGUCGAAGAGGACAUCACUAAGCCACAGUGCCGAGCCGCCAUCAAGCGGCUCAUGGCUGAGAAUGGCUGUCGAGCCUUCGAUUUGGUGUUGCAUGAUGGCUCGCCGAAUGUUGGUGGUGCUUGGGCUCAAGAGGCGACUAGUCAGAAUGCUUUGGUUAUUGAUUCUGUGAAGCUCGCUACUGAGUUCUUGGCUGCAAAAGGAACAUUUGUUACCAAAGUUUUCAGAUCUCAGGAUUACAGUGCUGUCCUCUACUGCCUUAGACAGCUUUUUGAAAAGGUUGAAGUGGAUAAACCAGCGGCCAGUCGUUCAACAUCUGCUGAGAUUUAUAUUCUAGGUUUCAAGUAUAAGGCCCCUUCAAAGAUUGACCCCCGUCUUCUUGAUGUGAAGCAUCUCUUCGAGGGAGGCAAAGAACCCCCAAAGGUGGUGGAUGUACUUAGAGGAACAAAUCAAAAGAGACACCGUGAUGGGUAUGAAGAUGGGCAGUCAAUUUUGAGGAAGGUUUGUUCUGCCGCAGAUUUUAUUUGGUCUGACAGUCCUCUUGAGAUUCUUGGUUCAGUUACAUCUAUCGAUUUCAAGGAUCCUGCUUGUUUGCCUAUAAAGGAUCAUACUUUGACAACAGAGGAGGUUGAAACUCUGUGUGAUGAUCUGCGCGUCUUGGGAAAGCAAGACUUCAAGCAUCUUUUGAAGUGGCGUAUCAGUAUAAGAAAAGCACUGUCCCCAUCAAAUAAGGCUACUUCUACAACCACAGACGUCGAGCAUGAGAAUAAGGAUGAUGAUAAUAAGGAUAAUGAAGAUGAGAGAAUACUUAAUGAAAUGGAGGAGUUGACCAAUGCUAUGGAUCAUAAAAAGAAACGAGCAAAGAAACUUCUCGCAAAAAGACUAGCUAAGGACAAAGCACGAAAGAAAAUGGGGAUGCAAGUGGAUGCAACUUCUGAUGGUUAUACUGAUCAUGAGUUGUUUUCUCUAUCUUCUAUUAAGGGCAAGAAAGAUUUAGCGACUGUUGAUACUGCUGAAUAUGAUGAUGAAACUGGAGAUGUGGUAGAUAGUGAAAAUGAAGAAACCCGUGAGAGGCAGGAAUCUUUAUCUAGUGAUGUGGACUCUGACGAAGAACGCAGAAGAUACGAUGAGCAGAUGGAAGAGAUGCUUGAUCAAGCUUAUGAACGGUAUGUGGAGAAAAAAGAAGGAAGUACAAUGCAGAGAAAGCGUUCAAAGCAGCUUCACUCCAAGGAUACCGAACUUUUAGAGGGUGGUGAUGAUGACAAUAUGGUUCAUUCUGAUCAAGAUUCUGACAAUGAUCGAGGAGAUCAUGAGGCAAAUCCUCUGAUGGUGCCACUUGUCGAGGAAGCGCCAACUCAAGAGGAGAUUACGAGGCAGUGGUUUAGUCAAGAUGUCUUUGACGAAGCAGAUGAGCCAGGAGAUAUGGAGAAGUCCGAUAGUGAAGAUGAAAUGCAGGUGGACGGAGCACGCAAUCAACUUUCACUUCCGAAAGGAACCAAGAAGAACUGGAAACCGCAAGUCGCUGAACCCGAAGAACCGCUCUCCAUCCCCAUGAGUGUGCCCAAGAAAAACAAAGUACAAGAAGUUAAAGCUUCUAAGGCCGAAAAUGAUUUUGAGAUUGUCCCAGCUCCAGCUACGGACUCGAGUGACGACUCAUCUUCAGAUGAAUCAGAUGACGAUGACGACGUAUAUAAAAAAGCCGAGAUAUUGGCUUGUGCGAAGAAAAUGCUGAGGAAAAAACAUAGGGAGCAAAUGCUCGAUGAUGCAUACAACAAGUACAUGUUUCACGAUGAUGGAUUACCGAAUUGGUUUUUGGACGAGGAGAAGAGGCACCGCGUGCCAAUUAAGCCCAUAACUAAAGAAGAGGUUGCUGCGAUGAGGGCGCAAUUCAAAGAAAUUGAUGCCCGACCUGCUAAGAAGGUUGCGCAAGCCAAGGCCCGGAAGAAGCGGGUUGCGAUGAGGAAUCUAGAAAAGGUUCGGAAGAAGGCGAACACAAUAUCAGACCAGGCGGACAUAUCGGAUCGUUCAAAGAGUAAGAUGAUCGAACAACUUUAUAAGAAGGCGACACCCAGAAGGCCUCAGAAGGAAUAUGUGGUGGCGAAGAAAGGGGUCCAAGUGAGGGCUGGAAAGGGGAAAGUACUCGUUGAUCGGCGAAUGAAAAAGGAUGCACGGACACAGGGAAUGAACAAGAAAGGUAAAGGAGGGAGUUCGAAGAAGGGAAAGGGCGCGAGGGAUCAGAAAGGUAAAGGGCCCGGAAAGAGUUCGGGAAAGGGUAAAAUGGGUAGUAAAGGUAAUAGAAAGAUGAGCAAGCAUGACUGAGCUAGUGCUAUAGAACUUCUCAUCAUCAUUUGUUUUUCGUCUUUCUUGUUUUUGAUUUUUUGAUACCCUCUUCACUCUCUCUGUAUCUUCCAUUUUGAAUGUAGAGAGGUUUUUCCUAAGGGGUGCCUGUACUUUGAAACUGUGGAUGUCACACAUCUCAGAUGUUUACAUUUUCAUAUUUAUUUGGUUUUGUUUUCUUUCUAAUAAUUUGUAUUUGUAAGACAUGUUUCUUCUCUUACAUGAACAAUCAGUGUUAAACCCUAAGCAGAAGAGAAACAUUGCAAUUAAAUGGCCUUUUGCAUUGUAGGAUGUUCUUCUUGUGAGAUCCAA